AUGCCUUCCAAGAACGCACUGGAAGCGGCUCUCCGAGAUAUGAUGAUGGAGGGAUUUGGACAGUUUAAGCAGAUGGCCAUCAAUAUUGGCAAGAUGACCGAUGUUGGCGAAGACGACGCCUCUUGGAUUGCCGAAGUAUUUAAAGCCGACAUGGUUAGGACAUUCGGUGAACUCGCUAAUGCUAACAUGGAGGUCAUCAAAGCCGCCAUCAAGAAGCAGCUUGCCACUAAUGGAAGCAAAGAUGAGACUAAGAAGCAGUUGGAUGUUGCGACACCCCAGGUUCGCAAGCGACCUGCCAACACCCUAGAAACUCAGGAGCACACCGAGAAGGCCCCCCGCCGCGCCCUCCUUCAAGAGUCCUAUCUCCAACCGGCUCGUCCGGCUCGUCCGGCGCCCGCACGCGGUUAUACCGCACAACUUCGGCCUGCACGCUCCAAGAAUGUCAUAGUCAUUCCAGAUGACGAUGACGAUGACGAGGACGAUGAAGGGGAUGGGGUUCCCGCUAAAGUCUCCGGCAACACCCCCGCCAAAGCACUAGCGCCUAAGAAGUCUCGUUCCCAACGUACAUCGUCGCAGACUAUCAAUUACAACAUGGUCGAUUACUAUGAGGAGCGUGGUGUUCCCGAUAUUUAAAAGGAAAUACCUACGGCUGACUAUCAAGUGUGCGAAUGAAUG
Messenger RNA from Daldinia loculata, 675 nucleotides. RefSeq lists its product as uncharacterized. The record is from RefSeq and is a predicted model, not a curated record. The transcript has 2 exons. Lineage: Eukaryota; Fungi; Ascomycota; Sordariomycetes; Xylariales; Hypoxylaceae. Bases 1 to 633 code for a protein of 210 amino acids.